AGUUUUGAGGUUAUUUUAGCAACCGGUCGAGAACCUUUACUGGACAAUUUUGCAAAUAACAAAAUGUCAAGAGGCACAAGUGCAGGUUAUGAUAGAUACAUUACUGUAUUUUCUCCAGAAGGUCGACUUUAUCAAGUUGAAUAUGCAUUCAAAGCAAUUAAUCAAGGAGGUACAACUUCAAUCGGAGUUCGUGGAAAUGACUGUGCUGUUGUUGUAACACAAAAAAAAGUUCCUGACAAACUACUUGAUGCCUCUACGAUGACACAAAUGUUCAAAAUAACAUCAACAGUUGGAUGUGUCAUGACUGGAAUGAUGGCUGAUUGCAGGUAUCAAGUGCAGCGUGCCAGGAUGAUUGCAGCUGAAUGGAAAUACAAGUUUGGUUAUGAUAUAUCUGCUGAAAUGCUUUGUAGAAGAAUAGCUGAUAUAUCUCAAAUUUAUACUCAAAAUGCAGAAAUGAGACCUUUAGCUUGCUGUAUGAUUUUAAUUGGAGUAGAUGAAGAUGGGAACCCACUGUUGUAUAAAACAGAUCCUGCUGGAUAUUUUUGUGGUUAUAAAGCAACCAGUGCUGGUGUCAAACAAAAUGAAGCCAAUAGUUACUUAGAAAAAAAAUUUAAAAAAAAAACUUCAUUUACAUCCAAAGAAGCCAUUGAGACUGCAAUUGGAUGUCUAAUGUCGAUUUUAUCUGUGGAUUUUAAGCCAUCUGAAAUCGAAGUAGCUUUAGUUGAUUGCAAAGACGGGUUAUUCAAAGUCUUAACAGAAUUAGAAAUAGACGAACAUUUGACUUCAAUUGCUGAAAGAGAUUAAAACAACGCGAUUGCUUUUAAAAGAUGGCUACGUUGCUUUACAAUAAAGAUUUAGUUGUUCUGAAAUA
Hydra vulgaris (swiftwater hydra) is the source of this 871-nucleotide messenger RNA. RefSeq names its product proteasome subunit alpha type-6. Gene Ontology annotation, biological process: ubiquitin-dependent protein catabolic process; proteasomal protein catabolic process. The record is from RefSeq and is a predicted model, not a curated record. NCBI's taxonomy places the organism in Eukaryota, Metazoa, Cnidaria, Hydrozoa, Anthoathecata, Hydridae. Gene Ontology annotation, cellular component: proteasome core complex; proteasome core complex, alpha-subunit complex; nucleus.